UCCUUUCCCACACUCUUUCUCUCUCUACAAUUCCCCCACUUUCUCUCUCUACAAUUCAUCCAAUUUCACCAACAUUUUCCCCCAAAUCGGAUCGAAUUCUCGUUCGAUUCGCUCUAUGGCACCUGCAUUCACCCCCAAUUGAUUCUCACAGCCUCCAAUUUUGACCAAUUCGAUUGCCGUUCGUUGUUCGUUCGUUCUCACCGGAAGUUAGGGUUUUUUCGUGGUUUAAUCAGGUCGAAUUCAUCUACUUAUUCAAUUGUUUGAUUUAGUUGUAUCGGAUUUGAUUGAUUUUUGUGUUAUUGUUUGUGAAUUGAGGUUCUGAUUUGAAUAAUUGAACGUUAGGGUUUCGUUAUUCGUUGAUUCUUUAUUUGUACAGUGUUUGUUAAUAAUCUGUAUUAUAGGUUUAUACAAGAAACUCUGUGAAAUUUUUGGAAAUUUUGGCGCCUUUUUUUAGUUUGCCCCCAAAAAGUUAGGGUUUUCUUGUUUUGUUAUUUUUAGGUUUUUAGGUAUUCAACAGAAAACAAACAAAAAAAAAGUUUCAAAAAAAUAAAAGAAUAAAAAAAUUUAAAAAGAUUAGGAAGUUCUUCCUUUUCCCCCUUUUGGUUUUGUCAUGUUGCUUGUCUUGAAUUUCUAGGGUUUCGUUGAAUUCGGCUUUGUUCGGUUUCGUUGAAUUCACUGUUGUUCGUUUUCGUUCGGUUCCUUUCGUUUCAUAUCCGAAAAGGUGUCUUUUUUCCAGGUUUUUGUUGGUUUCAGUUUCAUUCGGUUUAUUUCUGUAUCCGAAAAAGGUAUUUUUGUUUCUAGGGUUUAUAGAAAAUGGCAUUGAAUUACUCUCAGCGUCCGAUUUUUCCUGCUCAUACGUCGGAAGACAGUAUGGUUUCGCCGCUGAGAAUAGUGAACAGUGAGAAAGGGGGUCAUGAUGAGUUAUAUGAUCGGUUUGGUUCACGGAGGGAGAUAGUUGAUAAAGGUGGUUCACCGGAAUCUGUAUCGAAAGACAUUAUUGAUUUGUUGCCAUCGGAUCCGUUUGGGAUGGAUAUUGAUAUUAGUACCACGUUUACCGCGAUUACAGGAUGGAUUGGUGAUUUAGAACUUGAUUAUGGGGAUUAUAUGAGAAACACAUAUGUGAAUCAUAGAGAAGAUUACGGGUUAUUCGCAGGUUUCAAUUUCUUUUUGAACAGUGCUAUGAAGUUCCAGUCGAUUCCCACUAAUUUGAUGUUCCAUGAUCAACACUAUAAGGAUUUUGACUGUGUGAGUGAAAGUGUUUUUGUUACAAAAUCUGAAGAGUCUGUAAACGAUGUUGCCACGUGUCCUGAUGUUAUUGGAGGAGAGCCCCAUGAGGCUUUUGUUCUAGCUCUUAGUUAUUUGGGAACUAAAGAUCUUCUUGCGGUGGAGCGUGUUUGUAAAUCUUUGUGCUCCACUAUCCAUAACGAUUCUCUUUUAUGGAGAAAUCUGUACAUUGAUCAGCCAUUGAAUGAGAGAAUUACUGAUGAUAUUCUUGUUCAGUUAACUAAUCGCGCUGACGGUAAUCUUCAGUGCCUGAGCCUAAUAAAAUGCCCAAAGAUCACCGAUGAUGGUCUCAGGCGCGUUUUGGAAACGAACCCAAAACUGACCAAGUUAUUCAUUCCUGGAUGCACACGACUCAGUAUCGAGGGUAUCUUGAAUAAUCUGAAGGCUUUCAACUCGAAUACAGAAACCGCUGGUAUAAAGCAUAUAAAAACAGGUGGAUUUUACGGAAUAACACUUGAUCAUUAUGAACUGUUGAAUAACUUGUUGGGAAUUCAGAAAAUCAAUUACAUUCCACAUUAUUAUCACCGGGCAAACUCGUAUACGCCAUGUGAUGAUGAUGAUCGUGCUAUAGAUGUUGAAAUUUGCCCUAGAUGUCAGAACCUGAGGCUCGUCUAUGACUGUCCAGCUGGCGGUUGUCAACCGAAAGAGCAAUGUAGAGCUUGCAUAAUCUGCAUUCCUAGGUGUGCUGAAUGCGGGCGGUGUGUACAUAAUAGUGAAUAUGAAGAAACGUUUUCGUUGGAGUAUCUCUGCUCAGAAUGUUUGAAACAACUGCCUAGGUGUCAAGAGCCACGUGGGUAGAUUCGUUGGUACCACAUUUGAUUGAAAGAUGAAAAAAAAAGCUCAUAUUGGUUUGUGAUGUUUAUGAAUCAUUCCCCUAUAUCCGUUUGCCGGUCGAAAUAUGAAAAAAGAAAAGUAACAAAAGUAUGUUAGAAGUUGGUUAAAGAGAGGGGGUGCUGUUCUCGUUACAUGAUAGGGGGUCGGAUUGCGCGCUUGCACGCUUAUCGAGGGCAUGGUUAGGGUUCGUGUUUGGGUUAGUACUUGUUAACGUGAUGAGAUGUGGAUGUGGUCCGGGGACUUCGGGUUCGAGAUCAGGUGUUAUACUGUUAUUCAUGGAUGCACAUGCUGUGGGUCAAUGGGUCGACGUUGUUGACCGCUACAAUGACGUGAAUCACGUGAUCUCAGUUUUCGAACGUGAUAGUGCGGUUGGGGCUAUUUGGGUGUAUGCAGGUCUGGUCAGCUACAAGACCGACCCGUUUCACGAUCGUGGAUACGUUUGUGGGUGGCCCGGUAUGUUUCGUUUUGCUGAGUCUGUCUUUUCUGUUUUUACCAUAAUGUUUGUUUGUAAUGACAAUAAAGACUUUGUAUUCAGUUGUAUGCUUAUUGCUUUGUGUCAGCACUUGUAGUGUUGCUGAUUUGAAAAGAUACAAGACCAUGCAGGGUACAAUUGUUAAUGCAUAGGGUACAACUGUACAAGUGUAUUACAGCGCGUUGGUUUUUGUAGGUCCAAAAAUAGAACAUGCAAAAAGGUGUGACAUGUUAUAUUUUAUUGGGGUACAUGAGUACAAGUUUUGGCGAUAUUAUCACGGCUUAGUUGACCAAGAUGUAGUUUUCACGUGAU
Molecule: messenger RNA, 2902 nt
Organism: Helianthus annuus (common sunflower)
Lineage: Eukaryota; Viridiplantae; Streptophyta; Magnoliopsida; Asterales; Asteraceae
Product: F-box protein SKIP14
Exons: 2
Coding region: 814-2082 (422 amino acids)
Cellular component (GO): cytoplasm
Molecular function (GO): protein binding
Source: RefSeq, a predicted model, not a curated record